This is a messenger RNA of Cynoglossus semilaevis (tongue sole), 1809 nucleotides long. Its product is annotated as hydroxyacylglutathione hydrolase, mitochondrial. Gene Ontology annotation, cellular component: mitochondrion. Lineage: Eukaryota; Metazoa; Chordata; Actinopteri; Pleuronectiformes; Cynoglossidae. Gene Ontology annotation, biological process: glutathione metabolic process. Bases 95 to 1027 code for a protein of 310 amino acids. The transcript is spliced from 10 exons. The record is from RefSeq and is a predicted model, not a curated record. Gene Ontology annotation, molecular function: hydroxyacylglutathione hydrolase activity.
UUUGGGGAGCCCUGAAAGGGGGUGGUAACGGAAGUAAGAGAACCAAACUUUUCUGGUUUACACCGAAUUUGACAAGGCUUCAGAUGCUGUUGUUAUGUUAUUCAGGUCCUUGGUCCGGGGUGCAUGCACUCAUAUAGGAGCUGCAAAAGUCCUUAAAUCCGUAGAACCUGUGGGAGUCCACGUCUGGGCAGCUGCUCUACUUCACAGUGCAGUGAGGAAGUCUUUGCUGGUGGAACAAGCCAACAUGAGGGUUGAACUUCUGCCAGCGCUCAGCGACAACUACAUGUACCUGCUGAUCGAUGCAGACACCAGAGAGGCAGCCAUUGUGGAUCCAGUGGAGCCAAUAAAGGUUGUAGAGGCUGUGAGAAAACACAGUGUAAAACUUACAACAGUGUUGACCACUCACCACCACUGGGAUCACGCUGGUGGAAAUGAGAAGAUGUUGAAGCUGAUGCCAGGCCUGAAGGUCUACGGAGGAGAUGACAGGGUUGACGGUAUCACAAAGAAAGUCUCUCAUUCUCACAGUUUCAAACUUGGAUCACUGAACAUUAAAUGCUUGUUCACGCCGUGUCACACAACAGGUCACAUCUGUUACUACGUCACAAAGGAGAACAGCACUGAACCCCCGGCCGUGUUUACAGGGGACACACUUUUCGUGGCUGGCUGCGGUAAAUUCUUCGAGGGCACAGCGGAGCAGAUGUACAAAGCCUUGAUAGAAAUUCUUGGACGACUUCCCCCUGAAACGCGAGUCUACUGUGGUCAUGAGUACACCGUCAGUAAUCUGAAGUUUGCUCGUCAUGUGGAACCAGACAAUGAAAUCAUUCAAAAGAAGCUAGCCUGGGCCAAGGAGAAGUGCAGCCUGGAAGAACCUACGGUUCCAUCCACCCUGGCAGAUGAAUUCACCUUUAACCCCUUUAUGCGAGUAAAAGAAAAGUCCGUUCAAGACCACGUGAAGCAAACCAACCCGAUCGAAACCAUGAGAAGUCUCCGCAAAGAAAAAGACAACUUUCGCGUGCCGAAAGAGUGACGGCGUCAUCGACAGUGUCAGGAAAAAAAAAAUAUUUUACCAAAUAAUAUGGCUGACAGCUCUGCUCGCUGUUUUAUUAUUUUGGGUUUUUUUAUUAUUAUUCAUAUGCAGUUGCAGAAAAAACACAGUUGGCAAUGAAUGAUUUACAAAUCGUUAACACUGAUUAAAUGAUUGCUUAAUUUCAAAAUGUAAGUAUCAGAAUAUAUUUUAAUUCUUAAUUGUAAUAUAUUGGUAAUAUACAAACUACAGUCUUAUUGUUUUUUUGUUUUUUUAAAUUGAACAAGAACGUUGGCUGGAAAAUGUUUGUCAAAAAACCCAGCACUUGGUUUACAAUAUACAGUAAAUAUAAGUAUUUUAUUCUUUGGUCUGUCCUGAAAUAUUUCCUAUUGACAAUGCAGCUUACAGUACAAUACAGUAAUAAUAUAGUGUAGGAACUGGUGAUUUAGUACAAAUGCCUGCAGUUCCCACAGAAAGGCUAAUUUAUGUGCACUUUUAAAUUUUUUUUUGUAAUCAUUGACAUAAUAUUAUAGAAUUCUGUGUUCGCACCUUCUGCUAAAUACUUUAAGAAUCUUUGUCAGAUUAAAUUGUCACCGAUAGAUGACGGUUGAAUCAUAGAAGAAGAGUUUAUUUCAUUUAUUUUACAGAUGUUCAAAACGCAUUCAUGUAGUAGGGAAAAGUAGGAUAGCAGUUCAUGUUUUUCUUUUUUGUUCCAUAUUUUAGGAGUGUGUGCUUUAGUGCAGUGUGUUGGCUGUUGCAUUACCUAUUAAACUGGUUGCAUUCAU